Lathyrus oleraceus (garden pea) is the source of this 366-nucleotide messenger RNA. RefSeq lists its product as uncharacterized. The coding region runs from base 1 to 366 and encodes 121 amino acids. NCBI's taxonomy places the organism in Eukaryota, Viridiplantae, Streptophyta, Magnoliopsida, Fabales, Fabaceae. The transcript has a single exon. The record is from RefSeq and is a predicted model, not a curated record.
AUGGCGCGUCCUCGUGCUUUGUUUAUCUUCUGGUUAGCUUGUCACAACAGGUUGGCAACAAAAACUCGUCACAGCAAGUUUGGUGCCGAUGUUGAGACAACAUGUUGUUUCUGCAAUUUUGAAGAAACUAUCAACCACCUGUUUUUUGAAUGCCUCACCCGACGAAAUAUCUGGCAGCAAGUCCUUGACUGGCUGCAGAUCACUCAUGACCUUGAAAAAUGGGAAGAGGAACUGAAGUGGAUCGUGAACUCAAGCAAGGGCAAGGGGUGGAAAGUUCAGCUUUUGAAAAGUGCUGCAGCUGAAACUGUCCAUGCCAUUUGGAAAUAUAGAAACGAUGUGUACUUUAGAAAGUCAUCAAUACUAUAG